Messenger RNA from Oncorhynchus keta (chum salmon), 7545 nucleotides. Its product is annotated as ski-like protein. The transcript is spliced from 8 exons. Gene Ontology annotation, cellular component: nucleus. NCBI's taxonomy places the organism in Eukaryota, Metazoa, Chordata, Actinopteri, Salmoniformes, Salmonidae. Gene Ontology annotation, molecular function: RNA polymerase II cis-regulatory region sequence-specific DNA binding; DNA-binding transcription factor activity, RNA polymerase II-specific; SMAD binding. The coding region runs from base 568 to 2865 and encodes 765 amino acids. The record is from RefSeq and is a predicted model, not a curated record. Gene Ontology annotation, biological process: negative regulation of BMP signaling pathway.
GGUGUCCUUGCUAGCUUCGAAGAAGGGGGUGACACUGCUCGAGAUGGAGGGAAAACGACAGCAAUGGAAUCUCAGCGAUAUUUUCUGGAGAAAUAGUUAGAUUUGUUAGAAUAUUAAUAUGGUCUAAAAACCUUUCUUAGCCGGAAUUCUUAUUAUUUUUUUUGCGUGGGGACAAUGUCAGUUUUAGUUGUAAAUCCACGCAGGAAUCACGGGUGGUGAAGCUUACAUCGCCGCAUACCUCCUUGCAUUGAUAGUAAUGUAAUUAUUACAUUACUGCGACCAAAGCCUGCUCUGUGGUCCGACUUUUUGUACCCAGAUAGUGCUAGCUUUGGUGGAAAGAUCUGGCGGCGGUGUACUUACUGUAAUUACUGCAUGGAGGAAGCAGACAUACAGACAACAAUCUGAACAGAAACACAGUCUCCACCAUGUACCUUUCUGAACACCAGAAGAUCUGGAACAUUUGAAACGAGAAUAAAACAAACUAACAAAACCCACAUUAACUCAAAGGGUUCUAUAAAUCCAAGUGAAGGUGGUAUUGGAACGAAACAGACCUCUAUCAACGCCGACAUGGCCAGUACUCAGACGAGUCUGAAAACCACAUUCAAAGAUCUGACCUCGUUCAAGGGCAACAUGAAGCGGCUGUACCGAGAGAGGCUAGAGGACGCGCCCAUCAAGAAGAGGCUGAUGGCUGAGAUGAACCUGAAGCGACGCAGCCUAGACACCCUGCCCCAGACCCCCAAGGUGAAGAGAGAGUCUGGGGAGGAGCACACCCAGCACCGGGAGGCAGAUAGAGGCAUGGAUAGAUCCAUAGAGAUGGACAGUAGAGGGGAGCUCCAGGUAUGUGGAGCCAAGGCUCUGGAUCUCAGUCCUGGGCUGAAACACACACUGGCUGCCUUCACCCUCAGCAGCCAAAGCUCUCUGGGGGGCCCAGCAGCCUUCUCAGCCCGCUCCGGCCACGAAGCCUCCCCCGAGGUCAGCCCUGAUUCCUGCCCCAGCAUUGCCCCUCUACCCUCCCCACCAGUCCUAGGAGGUGGACCCCUCUUGGUGCCCAGCGACAGCUCCACAGAGUUAAGCCACUCCCUUCUAGAGGGUGAAUCCAUCUCCUGCUUUGCUGUCGGUGGGGAGAAACGCCUCUGCCUCCCCCAGGUGCUCAACUCGGUGCUCCGCGACUUCUCCUUGCAGCAGAUCAAUGCGGUGUGCGACGAGCUCUACGUGUACUGCUCGCGCUGCGACGGUGAACAGCUCCACAUCCUCAAGGUGCUGGGUAUUUUACCCUUCAACGCCCCGUCUUGCGGCCUCAUCACCCUUACCGACGCCCAGCGCCUCUGCAACUCCUUGCUCCGCCCGGGGGCUGCCCUGCCCUCUGACCCCAGCACCAAGCGGCCCGGCCAGGGGCUCCUAAAGGAGACAGAGUCUAGCUUCCAGGUGGAGCACCAGUGUCUAGGGAAAUGCCAGGGUCUGUUUGUACCCCAGUUCUACACACAGCCUGAGGCGCCCUGUGUUCAGUGCGUGGAGUGCCAGCUGCUUUUCUCACCGCAGAAGUUUGUGAUGCACUCACACAAGUCCCCGGACAAGAGGACCUGUCACUGGGGCUUUGACUCUGCCAAGUGGCCGUGCUACCUGCAGCUGGGGAGGAAGUAUAUGGGAAUGCCUGAGGAGCCGCAGCUCAAACUGCUGCUAGAUGACAUGAAGGACAAGUUCCACUACAACAGGACCACUGACAAAAUGGAAGAUGAGGACAGGGACACCCAGGUGAGGAGAUUGCGUCCUCCCGAGCCUCUGGUUUCUCCUAACAGUAAACUGGCCGACAGCGACGCAGCAACCAAGGCUAAAGCCCAGGCUACUCUGGUGUUCAACCGCCUGUUCCCCCACAUUAAGGAAGAGCCUGGCCACCCUGCCAUGGUCCAUCCCAGUCACUUCCUGUAUACAUAUGAUAAGAUGGUGGCUCCUAACGUGUCUCUGAGGGGUCAGCCGGAGGUCAGCCCUGAGGUACUGGGGGUGCUGCUCAAACACCACUACAGCAGGAGACUGACCCACGGCCACGGCGACACUGCUAUGGAUCUCCACGCCUCUCCUGUAGUUGACGAGACCAAGUCUCAGCAGCGUGUCGUUUCCGCUGCCGACCGGGAGCGCCAGCAGCCAGUUUCCAUGGAGACCAGCCCCGGCAACAAGAGUUAUUCUGCUGUAGCGGGAGCUGCGGCGGUAGCGUCAUCGGUAGCGGCGCUGGGGAGUAAAGAUGUUCUGUCUUCAGGCUGUGAGGACGACAAGGACAGGAUCGUAGUGGAGAUCGUUCAGAUGUACAGCAGACAGCAGGAGAAACUACACUCCACCCUGCACAAACAACUGCAUCUAGAGAUGGAGUUGGAGGCGCUGCGUGGAGGCGAGGCGGCCAGGCUGCAGCAGUUGUCUGCAGAGCAGCGUGAGCUGCAGAGUGAACUGGAGGCAGUCCACACUGAGCACACUCAGAAACUGGGGCAGGUGAGGGAGGAACAGAGGGAGUUGGAGCACAGGCUGGAACAGCUGCGACAGCAGAGCUGUGUGUGUGACAACAGCAUACACGCGCACCAGGAGGCACACUACGCCAAUCAGCUGGCAGAGCUGCGUGGGAGGUUGGAUGGUGCGGAAGCUGACAGGGAGGAGCUCCAGGAGGAGUUGAAGAGGGAGCGGGACGCCCGGGAGAAGCUGGAGAGAAUCAUCUCUCAGCUCAAACACCAGAUGGACCAGACGGCCUCUUCCUCGUCUUCCUCGGCCACCACAAUUGCUACAGGGAGCCCCUCUUCAAACCCCACCCCCUCCACACAAGCACCCCACACAGAGGGACACAUCGCAGGCCUCGAGCAGCAGAACGGCCACGCUCAGAAGUAGCCCCUCACGAAACUCCCCUUUUCCAUUUGUCUCUCAACCCCCCCCAAGCGCCCUCUGUUAUGUUCCUCCAACUCACUCCCUCAUCCCUCACCUCCUGCUGGCAGAGACGACAGACAGACAGACAGACAGACAGACAGACAGACAGACAGACAGACAGACAGACAGACAGACAGACAGAGUACUCUGUCCCCCAAGGCUGCUUCUCUGCUCUGUCUCACCCGCUUCCUUCCUGGUCCCUCCCUCGUCUUUACUUCUUUGGAAAAGGAACUGUUUUUAUUUAACAUCACAUGAAUUGAGUUUGAUGUUUGUUUUUUAUUCCUCCUCACACCCCUUAUCCUUAAACAGUAUUUACAUUUUGGGAAGUAUAUGUUUGUUUUAAUUUAUAGUUUUACUGAACAAACUAAUGACUGCUUGGCAGACCGAUAGGAGUUGGGUGUUUUUAGGACCCUUUCCUCCAUCCCUCCCUCCUUCCUUGGACUUGGUGUUUUGUCGUCCCCAUAGAGCCCGGGAAGUCAGUCAGACAGAAAGACGGUUCUCUCCUGCACCACUCGACUCUGUUCUGAACUGUGGUUACACUAGCGCUCAGUCGCUCUUUCUACUACUACCUUGCACGCCAACUGGAGCCAAGAUGGUGCCCGUGUGGGUGCUCUCAAUCUUUGUACAUACACCCAGCCCAGCCAUUCUGGACCAGCUACCAGCCACACACAGCAGUAGACUGCAUUGACAGACAUUAUCGUUUCACCUUGGUUUGUUUUUGUACUCUUAUUCUUGGUAAGAAGAGAAGUUGAAAGACAGAAGUUCUAAAUGUGUAAAACAAAAGUAUAGGGAAACGUAAUUGUACAGAGCAUUUGCAGUCAUUGUUAAGCCUACUGAAGUGAUAUUAAGAUGUAAAGACAUAUGAGUGAUGUGACUCUGAGGACCGCUUAGGUUGUUGUGGUCUGGAACAACAACAAACCCCUGAACUAGUCUGGCUCGGUCUGUUUUGAUAGGACAUGUCACACACACACACCACAUUUCCUUGUAGAAAUCUGCAGUUUGUCCUGUUUUAGUUUUGAUUUCCCUGUUGGCAGCUGUUGGUGUGUUUGCCAUCCUCAUCUCUCCUUCUCGUGAGGGCAGCAGAACCUAGCUGUCUGCUUGGUGGAAUGUGGGUCACAGGUGAAUGGAAUUAGUGCAGAUUGACAGUGUGGUGUGGGCUGGCUGGCUGCCUUGGAUCCAGGCCCCUGCUUCCUCCGCGUUUUUCCAACUCACUAAACAAACAGAUCCCGAGAGGGAGGAGGGAAAGACCAGGAUGCAGGGAGGGAGGUACAGUUAAGCGGAGAGAAAUGGAGGCGGGGGAAGAGAGGAGUGAGAGAGAGAAAGGAAGGGGAUUGAGGUAGUGCAGGGGGCUGAUGCCCUCUCUCUCUCUCUCGAGCUGGGUGGGCCGGGUGCGGGUGAUGAGGAGGAGAGAGGAGCCUCUUUUGUCCUGUAGGAAUUGGGGCCAUUUCUAUGGUCUGGGGCCUCUCUCUCUCUCCUGCCCCCGGGGAGCUGGUACAGGAGCCCCUCUCUCUGCCCCACACACACAUCGCCAUCUCUCCCUCCCACAAACGUACACACAGAACUGGGGUUUUGUCUAGUUGCCAGACAGUCUUUCUUUUAUAGCCUCCAGGCAGAGACAGGCAGCGUGUAAAAUCGUUGUUUAAAAGAGGUUUUGGCCUUGGCUUUAACUACAAGCUGCUUUUUUUGUGCAUCUGCUGUACAUGCAAGUUGAUAGACAUUCCACUGUGCUCAACCAUUCAAUGCAGAUCUCUAAAGAGAAUUCCCUACAACAUACUCAAUGCUCUGCCAGAGUACUAAAGUAUAGUAGGUCUUAUUUUGUAAUCGAGUUUCAACUAAGCUACAUAAAGUUAUUUUCACGAGGAGAAAAACGACAACGAUGAAACUAACACCCUUGGUGUGUGACGUGAGGUACACUCGCAUGCAGAAAAAUCCAAUCCAUACUUGCAAAUGUAUGCUCUCUUACCGACCAUUGUUCCAUAUAAACCUUCCUUGGAAAUUGUAAACAAAAGAAAUAAAUAAAAAUAUAUUUAAUGUAUUAACUAAAGAUUUAUAUUCACUUUGUACAUACAUUAGUCAUUUAAUAUAUUUACUGUGUUGUUAUGGGAUGAUCUUUUAAAGGUUAUUAUAAUAUUAACUAGGCCAGGCCCGAAGCUCUAAACAGCCCUGAUGUUUUUGUUAACUCUGAAUUCUUCAAAGAUUCACUUAACUUGUUGUUUACCCUGUUAAAGGGUCAAUACGCAGCGGAGUGACUUCCUGUUAACACAUUAUCAACAACCUAAUUCCAGAUUGACACUUGGCUCUUAAAAAAAAAAAAGGGCCAUGCCUACAUUGGGACUAACCAAUAGUGGCACAUUUGAAUUUGUUGUCGCUCUGCUGUGUACGAUGAUAUCAUAUUGCACCUUUUUAAAGGAUGUAAUCUUGCUGUUGGGAGUUGAAAUGCAUGGUGUUCAGAUGUGACCACCUGACACAGGACAGAGGUCAGAGUUGAAUAGGAAAGAAAGAGCGUUGUUACAGCACUUCCCCAGAACUCAUUGCUUUCAUUUAGUUUCUUUUGUGGAUGAUUUCACCUUGAUAAGACUGUGUAAUAAUGAUGUAUAAUCUUUCUCUCUUAAUACCUUCCCCUUUUGUACACUAAACCCUCAACCCAGACAAUUUAAAAAUGCACCGAACAUUUGUUUAGAGAGAAAAAAAAGAAACUGAAAACAAACCAAACUAAAGUUUGCAUAUACCGAGUGGAUCGAUACCCCUAAGUUGUUUUGUUAGGUGAAUUAUUUUUUACUUCUCACUGAGCCACUCAAUUGAUACGUUUUUGUAAAAAAUAAAUAAAAAGAGCCUGUCCUAAAUGGCACUCUAUUCCUGUAGUGCACUAUAUAGGGAAUAUGUUGCCAUUUGGGAUGCCACCAGUGUCUCCAACGUACAAGUUGUUGACCUGUCUCACUACUACAUUUACAUUUAAGUCAUUUAGCAGACGCUCUUAUCCAGAGCGACUAGCAAGGAGACGCAAUGGCUGAGGGCAUCUGAGCUAGUUUGACCGUUGAAAUAUACUUCUGGCUUUCGAAGAUGGCUAAAUAGAACUGAAGUCCAACUACUUAAUCAUACCAUACAAAUGUAGCCUCAUGAGAUUCUGCAAUGAUGAGAGAGAGAAGUGUGUGUGUCGAGUUUGUCUGACUGACUCUAUGCCAUCGAUUUGAAAGUGACCGAAGCACAGUAGCUAUGAAAAAGCGAGAGACUUAUUCUCUAGCACUGUGGUUGUCCUCAUUUUUGUCCAACACACAGAGACAAUUGUCCUCUUCGGGGUAUAGAGUCUUUAACUGCAUUGUGUUGACAUCACAAGACAAAUCAGUAUUCAGUUUGUUAUCACCAUAAUUACCUAUCUCUACAGUCUACUGCAUUUAGUUUUUUAACAAUCGUUCUGGGGUAUCUAAUGUAUUUCUGUGUUUUAUUUGCUGUCGGUGUAAAUGGAAUGUUAUAUACAAGAGGGCGCUCUAUAUUGACUGUAGUUAAAUGUCAAAAUAAUGAUAUGAAAGACACAGUGGGCUGGGCCCUCUUGCAUUCGCAUUGUUAUGAGAACUAACGUUGUGUCCCAAAAGGCACCCUGUUCCCUACCCUGUAAGCAACCCUAUGGGCCCUGGUCAAAAGUAGUGCACUAUAUAGGGAAUGGGGUGCCAUUUAGGACAGAAACCUAAUAUUGAUGUGCUUUGUACAGAGUUUAAAAUAAAAUAAAAAAUGUUUUUAGAGGGGUGCAUUUUACUCAACUCACUACUAACUAGACCAUUACCAUUAGGCUUGGUCCUGGCCUUGCUUCAGAAGCACAGCUCAACAGUAACUAUCAUUUCCAUUUUAUAUAUAUUUGACAUGCAUCCCCAAUGGAUUGUUCUCAGACAUAAAAGGAUAGCUCAGCAAAGAAUUUAAAAACAUUUUGAAAUAUAUACAAUGGCUCAACUUUCCCUUUUAAUGAAGAAGGCGAUGAAGUGUAGAAGUGGCGCUCUUUAACAAUGGCAACAAGUUAUUUUGGAUGGGUGAUAUAAUGCCAGAUCAAUUGUUUCCAAUUAUGCUUUGUAGUUGAAUAUUUAUUUACAAACACCCUUAUCUACAAGCGUGGGACCUGGACAUUACACCCUGUCCUAGCUAGGUCCCAUCUUGUUAAUGAUUUCACAAAAUGGUUCUUAAUAUUAUGUGUGCCUGGGAUAAACAUGCCAUGUUUUCAGUUUAAAGUUAUUGGGCUACACCUGACAAAUCAUAGUUUAAAGAAGGAAUGUUAUCUUUUUAUGGCUUUUUAUUCUUCAGAAACCUGUAUGGCAGUGAGUGUCUAUGUAUGACCAUUGCAUACCAUGUUGCCAACAACGAUACAGUGUGAUUGAGACGUUUUUUUUUUUUGUUGUUGCAUGAAACGAGACACUGUUCUCCUACCUCAUGUUGUGAUAUAAAAUGUUUUUUAAGCAGAGGACACUGCGUCUUUAAUCGUGGAUCAUAAUUGAUAUUUCCUAGUAAAUGAUGACGACAUACCUGUACUUGCUUUUAGCGAAUACCUCAGUUGUAUAUCUUGUGUUGUUUUUUUUCUCCCGCCCUUAUUUCACAUCUUGUAAAUAUACACUGUAUAAACAAUGAACUUGGAUCACGUUCAAGUAAAGUUCUGUAGUGUCA